AAAAUAUUCAUAGUCAAUUAACUUCCAGUAAUUAUUCUGCUAUAAAAGAUAAAUUACGUGAUUGUGUUCGUUUUUUCUACGGAUAAAAAAAUAAAAAAUGGCUCCAGAUCAAUGUUGCAGUAAUAGCAGGCAGACUCAAAUAGUUUUAGCGUUAAUUGUAAUCGUGGUUAUAUUAAUAAACUUGUUGACCUUUUGGAUAAUGAGUCAAACUGUUUGAACAUGUUCCCGCCAGUUCCCAACAGAAUUCAGUUCCCAUGUCGACCCAGCACUCUGCCAAUUCUGAACCAAGACUGUAUCCCGACAAUAAAUAGUUCGUAAGUUUAAUGAAAAACGUAAACAAUAUCUCGAAUGUGACUGAUUAUAGUGAAAGUAAACAAAUGACGCAAUCAGCGUUUAGAGCGCGAGUGAAAGUGUAGUCUGUGGCGCGCCGCGGCUGAGCGCGAACGUAUCAUCGCAUUUAAAAAAUCAAAACGUCAAAGUCAAGAGUACGCGCCAAAAUAAUUGUCAAGAUUUAGUUUUUUUUGUGAGUGGAGUGAGUUGUGUAGUAAGAAGGUUUCGGCGGUGAAGGCUGUGUUGUUGUAGCUAAACCGCCCCUAUCGCUCGGCCAAUGGCGGGGAGGGUGCCGCCCCCGCGCGGCUCCAUGCCGCAUGUCUGCUUCGCGGUUACGCUCCUGAUACUCGUCGCCGACACUGUAACAUCUCGUCGUCCCGAGCCCUACUUCGGCCGCCUGAUCGGCCGGCUCACACAGUAUGCCCACGGUAUCAGAGGCACCGUGUACGCCGUGGACGAGAGCACAGUCUUUGUACGCGGGUUCGCGUACGACGGGACAGGUCCUGAUGCCUACUUCUGGGUGGGGGACACUCCUCAACCAAGCCCUGAGGGUAUACUCGUCCCCUACCCUGAGGAUUAUACCACAAGGGACCCCCCGAUUCUGUCGGCGCACAGUAACACAGACAUCCUGCUGAAGCUGCCCGGAGGCAAGCGCCUGAGGGACAUCAAGUGGAUCAGCGUCUGGUGCCGGAGAUUCACUGUGAACUUCGGCGACGUGUUCAUCCCUCCGGGUCUGGACCCUCCCCGGCCUCGAGUGCUGCCAGAGUUCAAGCGCCUGGCCCACGGCCUGAGGUCCGGCAACAUUAGUGUGCUGGACGCCAAGACGUUCUACAUACCCAACCUGCACUACGAUGGAGCAGGACCCGACGCCUACUUCUGGGUCGGCAAUGGAUCCGAACCAAAUCCUUUUGGAACUAAGGUCCCCAACGAGAUGGGAUCCCUGAACCCCCUACGCGGUUACCAGGGCGAAGACAUAGAGAUCCAGUUGCCAGGCAAACUGACAGCCUACGACAUCGACUGGCUCGCGGUGUGGUGCGUGGAGUACCGCCACAACUUCGGACACGUCUACAUUCCGAAGGACCUGGACGUGCCGCCCGCUUUAGGACAGACUAAGAUCACUCCCGCUUGGUGGUAUAACCCUACGAGUUCCACGACCUCUCAGUCGCCAUUCAGUGCCACGAACAACUGCAAGGAGAUCCUCGACAAGAGAUUACAAGUGCGCUGGGAGAUACAGGGUGACCAAGUCCAGAUAACCCUCUCUGCUCGGCUCCGCAAGGAACAGUACAUGGCGUUCGGUAUCUCCGGAGCUGAAGGUAGACCGGCCAUGCUGGGAGCCGACGUCGUCGUCGCUUAUUGGGACACCAGGGUGAAUCAGCCUCGCGUGGCAGACUAUUCAAUCAGCCACCUGGCGCAGUGUGACGGAGAGCGCGGAGUCUGUCCCGACCAGAGGAUCGGAGGGACCAACGAUGUGCAACUUGUAUCAGGCAACCAGAAGAACGGUAUAACCACAAUCACGUACCGCCGCCCCCUCGCCGCCAAGGAGUCAGUGAGGGACAAGGAGAUCCUCACGUCCAGGUCGCAGUCAGUCAUCGCGGCCUUCGGACCUCUCAACUCCAGAUACGAAGCCAAUGCCCACUCCUUCAUGGACACCACCAGGAACGAUGUGCAACUGGACUUUGGAGCUCAGAACGAGAACACAUGCAUCGGUCUAGCAGAGACGGACUCGUCGGGCCCGGCGCCCUGGCCGGCGCGCGUCAUAUCGGGCGUCUCCAACUUCACCGCGCGCAUCGGACCCGCCGCCGGCGCACGCGGGUACUCCGCCCUCACUGACAAUGACAUUAGUAACGGAUUCCUUCCAUAUGGUCACCCAUCAUGGGGCAUUGCCUGGUACAUCAACGACCAGCUGAUCCCCGAGCUGUACGUGGAGCGAGGCAAGACUUACACCUUCUUCGUCGAGGGUGGAGACGACCGCACCAACCCUGCCAAGUUCCACCCAUUCUACAUCAGUGACUCGUCGGAAGGAGGCUUCGGCCAGAAGAAAGAGGAAGACCAGAGGAAGCAGCGCGUGUUUGCUGGAGUCGCGUACGAUAACGAGGGAUACCCGUAUCCUACUGCUGUGGGUCGUUACUGCGAGUGGACUCACAAGACUAUCGACCAGUCGGCCGCGUCCGAGACCUUCGAGGAUUACAUGAAGACAGUCCAGCUCGAGUGCAAUGAUGGAGAGCCCGCCGUGCUCAACUGGACAGUGGCGCACGAGACUCCUGACCUCGUCUACUAUCAGUGCUACACCCACAACAACCUGGGCUGGAAGAUCCACGUGGUGGACCCUGGGACGCCAGUCCCGGUGGCCGGGGAGAAGCACGCGCGCAUCAACGGCGGCAGUCUGUCGGCGACGGCCGCCGCGCUCGCACCGCUCGCCGUCGCCGCCGCCAGCCAUCUCGCCAACAGGCUCAGGUAAUGGGAGAACACGCCGACGGGGAUAAUCGACGCGAGAAUAACAUUUACAACAUUUUUUAUCUUUUUACUACCAUUUUUUUAUACCAAACAUCAAUAUAAACACUGUUGUGAAUAUUGUAGAGUAGGACAAUGAUCUUCAAUUUGAAACGAAGACAAUAAUUUUGAAUCUGUAUUCUGUAACGUAAGAUGGCGUAGACAAUAAUAUGUCGAGUCUGUGCACUCGACUGUCAAAUGUGACAAUAAUGUAGAGUAAGCAAAAAAAUAUUAAUACAUAUUUAUAAUUAUAAUAUUGAAAUAAUUUUUACAAUAUUUGAAUUACUAUUAUUGUUCAACAAUUUAUAGACAACAUAUUGUAUUUAUUAGAAUGAUGAUUAUGCAACUUAUUAUAUUGUUGGUUAUUUUUACUUAGAAUAUUAAAAUGAUAUUUAUAUAAAAUUGUCUAGAAACAUUUUAGAUUGGCCUAAAAUAUUUAGGUAUUUAUAUCUAUCUAUACAAUAUUGUUAAUACACAUUCAAAAAUGUAGUAUUCGUCGUUCAACUUUAUCUGUUAUUUUGUGACUCAAGGAAUGGAGAAGACAAUAAGAGUAUCAGAUUAUAUUCGCGUCGAUAUAUCCAAGUGAAGAUUGUGAUAUUGUUGGACGAAUUUAGAAUGUAAAGAGUAUGGAAUUCGCCAGUUUGUACAGGUAUUUAUAAAGAAAUGGGUAAAUAAUGUCAAUCUACGUACAUAAUAUCAAUUUCAUAUCAGAUGUGGAGCGCGAAAGUGCAUUUUUACAAUUUAGGAUUUUGACGAUUAUCUAUUAGCCCUCUUGUAUUUAAGAACCCCUUUAACUUUGAACUCUUUAAGUCCGACCUAAGUAUCCGCUCUGCAUUUAAAAUACCCACCCUACGUAUGUGAAAACCCACUCAAGUAAUGCAUCUAUUUGCAAAAAUACUCCAAGAAAACUUAAACGUAUGAUGAAACUAUAAAAUAUAUGGCAAAACGUAAUGGAAUUUUUAAUAAAUGUAAACUAAUAUCUAUUACAGCAGAGCACAAAAAGUAAAUAAGUACCUAAUGAUCAUAAUCAUUAUGACAAUAAUGUCAAAAUAUCGGAAAAGAUAUCAUUGUGAGGUAUUUUCUAGAACAAUUACCAUAUCUCAGAAUAUCAUUAUGUGAAAAUAAAACGAUUCUCAUUCUCAGGAAAGAAUCAAUACACUACUAUGUACUUUGAUUUUAAAUAACGAGAUCCUUGUCUCCUGUAAUAUUUAAAAUAAGUACUAUUAUGUAUAUUCUGAAAGAUAGAAGAACCACUGAUUUAAGAAAUUAGAAAUUACUGUUUUAUCUUAUUAUAAAUGUUAAAAAAAUGUAUUCACGGAAUUUUACUCCGGCGUAAUGAGACAAUUUUGAAAUACUAUCUUAAUGAAGGUAAAUCUUUAAGAGCUACAAAUGCAAAUUGCAAUGGAAAUAUUGACAAUAAAACGUAACAAUUAUUCGUUUAUUUUGUAAGUAUUCGUCGUGUGCUUGACAAUAACAAAUAUUAUAGUAAGCCAUUUUAUAUAAAAUAAAAGUUAUUUAGAGUAAUCUUUUUCCUAGAGACUAAAGAAUAAUGAAAUGUCGGACAAUAAAUUUCUUCGAAGGUAACUCUAGUAUGUAUGUACGUACAAUAAAAUUAUCACAUUCACUUGCUUCCUGAAUGGACUUUGUUAAUUGACAAUAAAUAGUUAUUAAACUUUUUGGGCUGUUUACAUAAUGUAAAGUGUAAGUAGAGUAAUGUUUCUCAAUGAAUAACGAAAGACAAUAAUUAUUUCGUCUUAUUAAAAUAAGUUCACAACCAGAUACGAUUUACAAUACGUGGUUACUGGUUAAUAUUGAUUUUAAUGGAUUUUAAUGAUUGAAUAGUAUAUCUUGCCUUAAAAUAACUCAGCAAAUAGAUAAAAGCAAUACAGGGUUCGAUCCUUGCAGUGUCGUGAAUAAUAUUUUUAAUUGUUAUGAUCAAUUAAUUUUCUAAAAUCGUUUGUUGUAGAUUAUAUCUGACUGUGAAGAAAUAUGUAUGUAAACUAAAACAAUUAGAUUGUAUUUUACACGUACUUAUAUUAUAAUUUAAACGGCAGGAUAAAAGGCUUUUGCCUUGUCAUUAACAAUCAUAUUUUAUACUGGUAGAACAGUAUUACGUUAACGUAUUUACAUUCCAUUCAUUUCAACUUUAUUUCUUUAUAGAGCGCAUGGUACCUAUUAGAUUUCGAGUAAAUAUGUACCUACAUUAUAAUAUUUUAAACUAACGUGUACCCACUGCCUUCAUCUUGGCAGUAUCAUCAAGUAGAAACAACGUUUUAAAUUUAAAUUUCGUGAAACAACUACUCACGUAGCCAUUGUGAAGUACCUACUUACUCAGCUAAGAUAACUAUGUAUCUACUUAUCACCUUCAGGGUUGUUUUUUAUAAUUGAAUCAAUGUAAUAAUUCCUAAUUCAUGCCCUUAGAUAUUACAUUAUAGAUAGUUGAAAUAAAUACUAUUAUAUUAAACAGUUUUCUGCAGACUGUAUUUUUCAUAGAUUGUGAAAGAAAAACUACUAAUUAAUGUUGCUACAGUGAAAAUUAUUACACUAUUGGUAGGUUACACUGCAAAUUUUAUUUGUUGAAAUACUUAAUUUAUACAGCUUUUAGUAUUUAAUAGUGUUGAGCCUAAAAGGCAUUUUGUUAUAUUUAAUGUUUUAUAUAAACCCAUUUUUUGCUCGUGUAAUUAUACAUUAUUAUUUGAAAAGUAUGUACCAACUACCAACUUGUAUUAUGUUAGGAAAACAUAGUAAGUAAUUAAAAAUCAUUUUACACUUUGUAGUUGUAGAUGUUGAUGCACAAAUUUUUGUUAAACAUAAGAAUUUUAUUGAUAGUUAAUUAAUGUAAUAAUAUUAUAGAUAAUCUUAUACAAAUUUAUACAGUGCAAUUAAUGAUAAAGCCUGCUACAUUGUGUGUAUAUUAUUAAUAUUAAUCUUUUGAUGAUAGACAUAGAGUUUUUAAUUUACACAUUUACAAAUCGUAAUUAUUAAACAAAAAGGUUUAUUAUUUUUUAAGGGUUAAAAUACUGUAUUCGUGAAAUAAACGAGCAUAUCUAAACACGUUAUCAACUUUUGAAAUAUCAUAGAUAUAAAGUUUGACUUGACUUAAAAUAAAAACGCCUGCUGGCUGCUAUUUUGUAAUUAAUGCAUCCAAAUCAUUUGAAGUUCUUUUUGAAUAAUAAAUAGUUUUGGGACCUUUUUAUUUUAUACAUUCCAACUACCUUUAAUGAAAAUUUAACAGACCGGUUUCCCAAGAAAAUAGUAUCUUUUACUGUUUUAAAAAUAUUAUAAUAAAUUACCAGAGCAGUCUUGUAAUAGACUAAAUAUUAUGUAUUAUCAAUUUAUACUUACGACUGCGAGAACAUGGUACAAAUUUGAUUUUUUAAAGCCCUAAUCGACAGUAAUGGCACAUUGAUGUACCUACAUGACAUAAACUCUCAAUGUUUUGACAGGUUGCGUUCAUUUUUCCCUUUAUUUUUUGUGUAUCCCAAAACUGACGCAUCUUUAACAAUGGACAAGAAAAAUAUGAUUUUGAUCAAAUGAAUCAGUGAAUUGUAUAUUUGUUACAAAUAUUGCACAUUUUUAAACUGAAAUGUAACAUAGAGUUUUAAAGCUUUUUAAAAACGCUAUCGCUAUGUGUACAUACUUAACAUUUCAUGAGUCAACAUUGCCGUUAAUAUUGUGUAAUUUAUAAUAAACUUUGACAAUAAAGACCUUUUCCUAAAGUAAA
Messenger RNA from Spodoptera frugiperda (fall armyworm), 6544 nucleotides. RefSeq names its product protein Skeletor, isoforms B/C. The transcript is spliced from 17 exons. The record is from RefSeq and is a predicted model, not a curated record. The coding region runs from base 608 to 2788 and encodes 726 amino acids. Lineage: Eukaryota; Metazoa; Arthropoda; Insecta; Lepidoptera; Noctuidae.